AGACGCCGCGCACCCGAGCGCGCCCCACCGCAGCGCAGCCGCCGCCAGCCGCCGCCAUGGACGCCGGCAAGAAGCGCAGCCGCGCCAACCCCAGACAGACCGCCAACCCGCUGUCCGCGCUCCUCUUCUGGUGGACAAUCCCUUUGUUCCGAGAAGGCUACUCACACGAUCUUACAGUGGAUGACCUGUACGAGCCUCUGAAGGAUGACAGGUCGGAGCAGCUGGGAGACAUUCUUGAAGCGCAAUGGAACAAACAGCAGAAGAAGAAGAAGCCGAGCCUUAUGAGCGCCAUCGGCGGCGCCUUCUUCUGGCAGUACACCCAGCUGGGGCUGCUUGUCCUUGUCAAUGACGUCAUCGUACGGUUGGUGCAGCCGCUGAUGCUGGGUUACCUGCUGGCGUACUUCACACCGCCGCGAACCAUGUCCAAGGAGAGCGCCAUGGCGUACGCAGGCGCCAUUGUGCUGUGCACGGCGUUCAACACGCUCUUCUUCAACCACUACACGCUAGGCGCCUUCCACGCCGGCAUGCGUGUGCGGGCCGCUUGCUGUUCGCUCAUCUACAGAAAGUCGCUGCGCCUGAGCCGUACGGCGCUAGGGGAAACGGCGGCUGGGCAGGUGGUGAACCUGUUGUCCAACGACGUCAGCCGAUUCGACCUGGUAUCCGUCUUCAUACACCACAUGUGGGCCGCGCCGCUCACCGCCAUCAUAUGCAUGUACUUCCUCUACAACGAGAUCGGCGUCGCGGGAUUCGUCGGGGUCGCCGUCGUCUUCGUCGUCGUUCCCAUACAAGCUUACACUGGGAAAUUGUCAGCAAUAUUCCGACGACGGACAGCUUUUAAAACAGACGAAAGGGUUCGUUUGACAGACGAGAUUAUUUCUGGAAUACAGGUCAUUAAAAUGUAUGCGUGGGAAAAGCCUUUCUCAAAGAUGAUCGAAGCAGCCAGGAGGGCGGAACUGAAGGUGGUCAUUAAAACGUCCUACAUCAGAGGUAUUUUCAUGACGUUCAACCUCUGCACCACGCGUCUAGCGCUGUGCUGUACACUGAUAACAUAUGUGAUGCUGGGCAGCGAUCUUACGGCAGACAAGGUGUUCGUGGUCCUCACGUACUUCAACAUUUUGGCGCAGACAAUGUCAAUGAUGUUCGUCCGAGGAGUCGCCGAAAUAGCUGAGGCUCUGGUCUCGGUUAAAAGGCUGCAGACUUUUCUGAUGAAUGAAGAAUACGUGAUGAAUACUUCGAAGCUGUCCAUAGUUCAGAAUGGAGUGAGUCACGACUACGAUAAGGAAGAGAAGGAAGAAGAAGAAGCGGUCAUCAUGGAGAGCGUCACCGCCAAGUGGGUGGACACUCUCAGCGAGAACACGCUGGAGGAUGUCAACCUGCGAGUCCACCAGGGGCAGCUGGUCGGCGUCGUUGGCCUUGUUGGGGCAGGUAAGAGCUCCUUGCUACAAGCCUUACUUGGAGAACUCCCAGUAAAAGAAGGCAUCUGCAAAAUCAACGGCAAAGUGUCGUACGCCUGCCAAGACCCGUGGGUGUUUGCGGCCACCAUAAGGCAGAACAUCGUCUUCGGGCGGCCUUACGACCGGCGGAGGUACAAGGAGGUGAUCCGGGUGUGCGCGCUGCAGCGAGACCUGGAGCUGUUGCCGCAGGGCGACCUCACCGUCGUGGGCGAGAGGGGCACCUCGCUCUCCGGCGGGCAGAAGGCGCGCGUCAACCUCGCCAGGGCGGUCUACCAUGACGCUGACAUCUAUCUCUUUGACGACCCUCUGUCAGCUGUGGACACCCACGUCGGGAAACACCUCUUCGAUGAGUGCAUCAUCAACUUCCUGCGAAACAAGACGCGCAUCCUCGUCACUCAUCAGCUGCAGUACCUGUCCGAAGCAAAUCACGUGGUGCUCAUUAACAACGGCAAGGUGGAGGCGCAGGGAGGCUACGCGGCGCUGAUCCGGCAGCCGCAGUACUCGGCCAUGCUGGGGGCCGCCGAGGGCGACGAGGGUGGCGAGGAGAGGCCGGAGGCAGAGCGCGCGCGCCACGGCAUCACCAGGCAGCUGUCGCGCACCUCCAUCAAGAGCAAGACUUCACGGCACGGCUCCAUACUGGAAGAGGAAGAGGAGGAGGAGGAGGCGGCUGCACCGGACAUGAUGGAAGCAACGACCAAGGGCGUCGUCAAAACUUCCCCCUACAUUGGCUACUUCUCGUCAGGGACCAACUACUUCGUCCUAUUCAUCUUAAUGCUGAUGUUCAUUUGUGCACAAGGAUUGGCAAGUGGCGCUGAUUAUUAUAUUUCGUACUGGACGACGCAGGAAGAGGCAAGGUUGGCGCGCAUUAUUGAGAUGCAGAAUAACAAUGGCACAACGGACGGAGCGAACAUACUUGUAAUUAGUUCUGAAGACGAUGUCAAUAUUCAAGGGAUUGACAACAUAUUAGACACAGACACCUACAUUUUUAUUUAUAUUGGAAUCAUUGCUGCACUGUUUUUAAUAGCGUUCACUAGGUCUUUUGUGUUUUAUAAUAUCUGCAUGAGCUGCUCCAAACAGCUUCACAAUACAAUGUUCAAGAAUUUGUUACGAACACCCAUGCGAUUUUUCAAUUUAAACCCAUCAGGUAGAAUCCUGAACCGUUUCUCUAAAGACAUGGGAGCUAUAGACGAAUUGUUGCCAAAGGCAAUUUUGGAUGCUGCUCAAAUAAUCAUGCUCGUCCUAGGAUCUCUAAUUGUCGCCGUGUCUGUCAACUGGGUUUACAUACUACCUAUCGUUGCUAUGGGAGCCUUGUUUUGGUUCGUUAGGAAGGUUUAUCUGAGGGCGUCGAAGAACAUCAAGCGCUUGGAAGGAAUGACAAAGAGCCCAGUCUUCACGCACCUCUUGGCAACUCUUCAGGGCUUAACGACUAUAAGAGCAUAUGGAGCCCAAAAUAUUCUCAAGGAGGAGUUUGACAAACAUCAGGACUUACACACGGCUGCUUGGUACAUGUUUCUAACAACGUCUCAAGCGUUUGGAUUCUCACUGGAUAUUAUGUGCCUUAUUUACAUAACGUUUAUCACGUACAGUUUCCUGUUCCUGGAAGACCUAUUUGGCGGCCAGAUUGGGCUGGCGCUGACGCAGUCAAUGGGCCUCACCGGGAUGAUCCAGUGGGGCAUGCGGCAGUCAGCCGAAGUGGCCAACCAGAUGAUGGCCGUGGAGCGCGUCAUGGAGUACACGGCGCUCGAGGAGGAGCCCCUGCUGGAGUCUACUCCAGACAAGAGGCCACCCAGUAGCUGGCCAUCCAAAGGAGAAAUACAGUUCCGCCGCACGUACUUGAGAUACGGGCCUCAGAGUGAUCCCGUUCUCGUAGACCUCAACUUCGUGAUCCGACCGGCCGAAAAGGUGGGAAUAGUUGGCCGUACGGGGGCCGGCAAGUCGUCGCUCAUCUCAGCGCUGUUCCGGCUCGCCAUCGUUGAGGGGGAAAUCCUUAUUGACGACGUGGAUACUGCCAACAUUGGUCUGCAAGAUCUUAGGGCAAAGAUUUCCAUUAUCCCGCAAGAUCCAGUUCUAUUUGCUGGGACUCUACGGUUCAACCUGGACCCCUUCGGAGAGUUUCCAGACUACAUCUUGUGGAGAGUACUUGAUGAUGUGGAGCUGCGUGACUCGCUGCACGACUCUCUGGGCCUGGACACGCGCGUGUUAGACGGCGGCAGCAACUUCAGCGUCGGCCAGCGGCAGCUGGUGUGCCUGGCGAGGGCCAUCCUGCGCAACAACCGCGUCCUCAUGCUGGACGAGGCCACCGCCAACGUCGAUCCACAUACUGAUUCACUGAUCCAGAAGACUAUCAGACAAAAGUUCUCGCACUGUACCGUGCUGACUGUUGCUCAUCGUCUAAACACAAUCAUGGAUUCCGAUAAGGUUCUCGUAAUGGACGCCGGUCGCAUGGUGGAAUUUGACCAUCCACAUAUACUACUACAGAAGAAAGAUGGCAUGUUUUCCAAAAUGGUCCGACAAACGGGAUAUCUUAUGGCAGAACAGCUUAGUAGAAUUGCUGAAGAAUGCUAUAAUGAAAAAGUUGCGCAUUGAAUCUCGAGUCCUGCAAGACUGAACCAAAUGUGAUCACAUUCCUAAUUACUACGCUGUACUAGUCACAUAAUUUUUAAACAGUUGAUUAUCUGUCGGAGUAUUAUUGUAAAAUAUCUAUGUAAAUAACGACCUAACUACUGUACAUUAUUAAAAUUACGUGCCAUACUUCUAAGUAUUUCUAGCAUUUAUGAAAAUGGCGUAGCAACUUUUGUAGGUAGUUGUUACAGAUCAUGUACAAAUUGACAUUGUUGAAGUAAGUCGCUUUUUUUAAAGAAAAAUAUUUUACCCACAGACCUCUUUCUGCAUGAAUUGUGAGUGAAUUGCGAGUGGUGCGAGAGAAAGUGUAUCUUAUUAGUCGGUUUCAGUAUUCAGGUUCAGCAAUAUGUCAGUGCUUCACUGAAUACAAUAAUGAUGUAAUUGAGGAGAUUUCUCUGUAAAACGGAACACAUGUGCACGAAUUGUGAAAAUAACACAGUGUCAUGGAGUAUGUAUAUUUUUGUUAUAACAAAAAACUGAUAGUACCUGAAGCAUUAAAUGAUGUAUCCAUAACUGAGAAAUAAAACAUUGUUACCAUUU
Schistocerca serialis cubense is the source of this 4616-nucleotide messenger RNA. Its product is annotated as ATP-binding cassette sub-family C member 4-like. The transcript is spliced from 25 exons. NCBI's taxonomy places the organism in Eukaryota, Metazoa, Arthropoda, Insecta, Orthoptera, Acrididae. Gene Ontology annotation, molecular function: ATP hydrolysis activity; ATP binding; ABC-type transporter activity. Gene Ontology annotation, cellular component: membrane. Bases 57 to 4040 code for a protein of 1327 amino acids. The record is from RefSeq and is a predicted model, not a curated record. Gene Ontology annotation, biological process: transmembrane transport.